Molecule: messenger RNA, 975 nt
Organism: Penaeus chinensis
Lineage: Eukaryota; Metazoa; Arthropoda; Malacostraca; Decapoda; Penaeidae
Product: circumsporozoite protein-like
Exons: 5
Coding region: 1-975 (324 amino acids)
Source: RefSeq, a predicted model, not a curated record
AUGCAUACUAAAUAUAAGGGCGAGGGUCGGCGUAUAUCUUGGGAGUAUCAACUCACCUUAGCGGGUUUUCCCACUGUCGUCGGGACCACAAGGCUAAGACGGGGAGCGAAGGGGACAAGCGAAGGCGGUGGUGAUCCGAAGAAGAUUCCGGACAAGAAUUGCAACCAGCGGGCCACAUGGGCUCAAGACGAGACAAUAAAUAAAAGACCCUUUGCUACAGCGUCUGUGCGCGUGUCUGAGGGAAUAUAUUCCGGUGUUAAUGUGGCGUCGCGGGGAAGAAAAAACAAUUGCGUAAACAAGAGGCUGCGUAGAACCCCUCAACCCCCAAGUCCUCAGCCACUACAUUCCUCCUGGCCGUCGAGUGUCUCAGCUCCCGUGGCGGCGGUCGAGGCUCUGGGGGCGAUGUCUGGCGGUGAUGAGGUGGUGGUGAGGACGAGGCUACGUACGGGCUGUGACAGGAGUGAUGAUGAGGACAAGGCUGCGGGCGGUGACAGGAGUGAUGGUGAGGACGAGGCUACGGGCUGUGACAGGAGUGAUGGUGAGGACAAGGCUGCGGGCGGUGACAGGAGUGAUGGUGAGGACAAGGUUGCGGGUGGUGACAGGAGUGAUGGUGAGGACGAGGCUACGGGCUGUGACAGGAGUGAUGGUGAGGACAAGGUUGCGGGUGGUGACAGGAGUGAUGGUGAGGACAAGGUUGCGGGUGGUGACAGGAGUGAUGGUGAGGACAAGGCUGUGAGAAACGACAGAAGCGAUGGUAACAGCAAGACUGCAAGAGGUGAUGGUGAGAGCAAAGGGAAGGGUAUUGCUCCUCUCACCCAGGAAGUGAGGCUGGCUGUGGGUCCCGUUGAGAGGGUGACUGUUGAUGAGCAGGAUGAGAACGAGAGUUACUUGUCUCGCCUGUGCUCUGGCAGGUACCAACCCAGUGUAAGGCCUGUGGGGCAAGGGAACUCCACCAUCUCCAGAAAGUAUCCAUAG